AUGAAGAUUACAACAAUGAUUACAAAUAUACAGGAGCUGAAUAAGACAUGGAAUCAACUAUGCAUAACAGUAACAAUAGUGGCAAAAAAGAAUAUACCAAGAACAAAAGUCGGACCAAAGACCUACUAUGCUUUCUUAGCAAAAGCUACAAAACUACACAGUGCACUAACGGAAAUUAACAAAACACUCAGAAAUCUAAAAAACAAUAAAGAGGACACGACAAAUAUAGAAGACAUAAACAAAA
Molecule: messenger RNA, 244 nt
Organism: Ambispora leptoticha
Lineage: Eukaryota; Fungi; Glomeromycota; Glomeromycetes; Archaeosporales; Ambisporaceae
Source: the annotation of a GenBank genome assembly